Messenger RNA from Hippopotamus amphibius kiboko, 1570 nucleotides. It is a transcript of the gene NT5DC1, whose product is annotated as 5'-nucleotidase domain containing 1. The transcript is spliced from 12 exons. Gene Ontology annotation, molecular function: 5'-nucleotidase activity. Bases 96 to 1448 code for a protein of 450 amino acids. Lineage: Eukaryota; Metazoa; Chordata; Mammalia; Artiodactyla; Hippopotamidae. The record is from RefSeq and is a predicted model, not a curated record.
GCCCCGCAGUGUGCCGCCCGCCCCGCAGUGUGCCGCCCGCGCGUUCUUCGCCGGGUCCCGACGUCCGGGAGCUCGCCAGCGGUCGGCGCGUAGCUAUGGCUCAGCACUUCUCCCUGGCCGCCUGCGACGUGGUCGGCUUCGACCUGGACCACACUCUGUGUCGCUACAACCUGCCCGAGGUAGCGCGGCUCAUUUAUGAUAGCUUUGCUCAGUUCCUGGUCAAGGAGAAAGGGUAUGAUGAGGAAUUGCUCACUGUGACUCCAGAGGAUUGGGAUUUCUGUUGCAGGGGCUUGGCAUUGGAUCUGGAAGACGGGAACUUCAUUAAACUUGCAGAUAAUGGCACCGUGCUCAGGGCGAGCCACGGCACAAAGAUGCUGCCCCCAGAGGUGCUGGCGGAGGAGUACGGCAGGAAGGAGUGGAAGCACUUCACGCCAGACUCGGGAAUGGCCUGCCGCUCAGGGAAAUAUUAUUUUUAUGAUAACUACUUUGACCUGCCCGGAGCUCUUCUGUGUGCCAGAGUGGUGGACUCUUUAACAAAGCAUAACAGUGGUCAAAAACCACUUGAUUUUUGGAAGGAUAUAAUUGCUGGUAUACAACAUAAUUAUAAAAUGUCAGCUUUUAAAGAAAACUGUGGAAUUUAUUUUCCAGAAAUAAAAAGAGAUCCAGGCAGAUAUUUACACACUUGUCCAGAAUCUGUAAAAAAGUGGCUUCAACAGCUAAGGAAUGCUGGGAAAAUUCUUAUGUUAAUUACCAGUUCUCACAGUGAUUACUGUAGACUCCUCUGUGAAUAUAUCCUUGGGAAUGAUUUUGAAGAUCUUUUUGACAUUGUGAUUACAAAUGCAUUGAAGCCUGGUUUCUUCUCCCAUUUACCAAGUCAGAGGCCUUUCCGGACACUUGAGAAUGACGAGGAGCAGGAGGCGCUGCCGUCUCUGGAUAAACCCGGCUGGUACUCCCAAGGGAAUGCUGUCCACCUUUAUGAGCUUCUGAAGAAAAUGACUUGCAGACCUGAACCCAAGGUUGUUUACUUUGGUGACAGUAUGCAUUCAGAUAUUUUCCCAGCCUGUCAUUAUAGUAAUUGGGAGACAGUCCUCAUCCUGGAAGAGCUCAGAGCGGACAGAGACGGGAAGCCUGAGGAAUCAGAGCCUCUAGAGAAAAAAGGAAAAUAUGAGGGAUCAAAGCCUCUAAAUACAUUAUCUAAAAAAUGGGGCUCUUUUUUUAUUGAUUCAGCUUCUGGACUGGAAAAUACAGAAGAUUCCUUGGUUUAUACAUGGUCUUGUAAGAGAAUCAGUGCUUACAGCACUAUUGCAAUUCCAAGUAUUGAAGCAAUAGCAGAAUUACCCUUGGACUACAAAUUUACAAGGUUCUCUUCAGACAAUUCAAAAACAGCAGGCUAUUAUCCAAACCCUCCAUUGGUCUUAUCAAAUGAUGGGAAACUGACAACCAAAUAAACUAUCUUUACUGAAAAAUGAAGUGAAGAACCAUAUAUGCAGCAAAUGUACUGUAAAAAUGUUAAUUUUCAAAAACUACUGUAAAAUGCUUUAUAGAAACAAAUUCUUAAUGAAGUGACCAA